AGGACGAAGAAGAAGAAAAAGUAGGAGGACGAAGAAGAAGAAAAAGUAGGAGGACGAAGAAGAAGAAAAAGUAGGCGGACGAAGAAGAAGAAUGAUGUAAACAAACCGAAAGCAGCUAAUGUCAAAGCAGUCGUGCUGCUUAUUCUCUCACAGGUAGACGGCGAGUGGACGAGUCAAGCCUACACGUGGGCUGUGUUGUAGACUAUGAGUGUGGGUGAUGGAGGACAAUCCAUGUGGGGACUUGGACUACCUGAUCCAAGAUGAGGACACACUCAUCGAAGGUGUCAGCAACCAGGUCUUAUUUGUCGUGGUGCUCAGCAUCGCCUUCCUUGCAGGCCUCCUCACUCUGCUCUGCAGACAAGAGCAGCUGAACAUCCAUCCUGAGAACCAAGAGCACGUCCGAGCUGUUCGACAACAACUCCAAACAGAGCAGGAUGAGAAUCCUCAGGGGGAGGCCAGGCAGCAGUAUUACACAGACAUGUCUUGUCCUGUGUGUUUACAGCAGGCUGUUCUGCCUGUGGAAACCAACUGUGGACACCUUUUCUGUGGUUCCUGCAUUAUAGCAUACUGGAGGUAUGGCACCUGGCUGGGAGCUAUUAACUGCCCAAUCUGCAGACAAAUGGUAACAUUGCUCUUCCCAUUAUUUCACGAGCACGCUUCUCCUCAGAGGGUCCAGGAUGGUGAUGCAGAGCCUCAGCUUAUAUUACAAGACAUCAACGAUUACAACCGCAGGUUCUCGGGCCAGCCAAGAUCAUUUAUGGACAGGCUGCGAGAUGUUCCCACCCUGCUGCGUCACGCCUUUAGGGAGAUGUUUUCUGUGGGCGGCCUCUUCUGGAUGUUCAGGAUUCGAAUUCUCCUCUGCCUAGUUGGUGCACUAACAUACCUGGCCUCGCCGCUCGACAUCCUCCCUGAGGCGCUCUUCGGUCUCCUGGGAUUCAUGGAUGAUUUCUUUGUAAUCCUGUUGCUCUUUGUGUACAUCUCUAUCAUGUACAGAGAGGUGGUAACACAGAGACUGAACGGCUAGGCGAUCACUCGAAAAGAGAGGCUUUUGCUUUCUCACAUCAAGAGGAGAACUUUGAAAACUGAGGAGGAUGUGGUGGAAGACUGAAUAAAUGUUUAAGGGACCUGUUCAUAAAUAAUGGUGGUUCUCUCUGAAGGGUUCACUUUAAAGCCCCGAAUGUGACUUCAUCAGUUGAAAGGAGCUGGAUAAGGACGGAGCUCUGAAUGUUGACUCUGUAUGUAGACUUCCUUGUUAAUGGUUCAUAGGUUACAUGUGGUCAAAGUUGACACCAAAACAACAAAAAGAGGGUUGUGGAAGGAUGUGAUUAUGUAGAAAUCUACCUUGAACCACUGCAGUAAGUCGAGGACGACCCUCAUUGAAUAACUAGCAUGACAACCGGCCAAUUAUUGACAGCGUUGCCAAAAACAUUCGUUUUUUUGUUUUUUUUUAUAAAUGGAGACUAUAUUGUAAUAUAAUGUGAUCUUGAAUGUUCUGUCUUAAUUAUAUGCAUUAAAGUCGGUUGCCUGCUACGUCCAUGUCCCAGAUGCAGUUAUACAAGGCCUAUAUUAGUGUGGCUGUACAACUUGUUUGGUCAGUUACACUGAAGAUGCACUUAUGGAAAAAAUGAACGGUGACUUUACACAUACACGAUGACAUUAAAAAUACUGCUUCUCUU
Messenger RNA from Scophthalmus maximus (turbot), 1676 nucleotides. It is a transcript of the gene rnf170, whose product is annotated as ring finger protein 170. The coding region runs from base 218 to 1024 and encodes 268 amino acids. The transcript is spliced from 7 exons. The record is from RefSeq and is a predicted model, not a curated record. Gene Ontology annotation, molecular function: ubiquitin protein ligase activity. Lineage: Eukaryota; Metazoa; Chordata; Actinopteri; Pleuronectiformes; Scophthalmidae.